UGUAAUCCGUACAACACAAUACACUAACCGCCUUAUCAGCGCGCGGAUCCAUGUGCUCCUUCAUCACAUGUACAUACUUCCACCCUAUUACAUGUUUGUUGGUAUUUCAACACAUUAGCAAUUGCAGUAUCCAAAUGGGCUGCGCAUAGUUAAUUUCAGCUGGCCGCGACUCCAAAUCUUCAUUCAGUGGGCAUUUGAUGAUCGCGACAUGAUGCGGCUUCAUCUCUAUAUCCUCUUCAUAGGAGUCUUCGUCUCCUACGUCGCCGCCGCAUCCGCGCCGACAUUCUGUAAAUGCACCUGUUUCAAGAAUAGCACUUUAAUACAGCUCGGUCCGCAAGGCGAUUCUUCCUUCGGCAACCCCGAACACCCUGCGUCCCAGCGCCUCCGAAAGCGCGCCGCCUCGGCCUCCUGCACCCAAUGCACCCGAGCUUUCUGCCUUUCGCAGCAUCUCCCCAUCUGCAAGGAUGCCGAGGAAACUGACGUCCUCACCACCUGCUUUCAGCGCGACAGCCGUAAGGACCAAAUCAUCGUAUGGGGUUUCAUCCUAGGUACUACGAGCUUGCUGGGAUGGGCGGCUGCUAAAAGAGUUGUCGAACUGCGCGAAGGGAAGAAAGCUGCCGCCCUAGGAUUAGGCAGCUCCGGCAUAGGAGGCAGAGGGCGAGAUUCCGCCCAGGAUAGGGGCAUAUAUAUGCCAGUAGGCAAUCAUGAUACACAGCGACUAAAUAGGUGAAAGACAACCGUCGUCGAUAUAACGGAAUGGGUGGGGAAGGGGGAGUUCUUGGUCCAAAAUAUUGAGAUUGCGGCGUUGCGAAUGGCGUUGCGAAUGGCGUUUAGGGCAGUUCUAGAAGAGCCAUACGGAGAUAAUGAUUGUGUUCUGUUACUGACUACAUUGGGUCUAAUUUACAACCAUUGGCGUACAUGUUGAAGCUCUCGCCAUACUGCAAGCUCAGUAUGAUCUAUCUACUGAGCACUAAAAAACCAAG
Messenger RNA from Daldinia caldariorum, 983 nucleotides. RefSeq lists its product as uncharacterized. The record is from RefSeq and is a predicted model, not a curated record. The transcript has 2 exons. Bases 209 to 730 code for a protein of 173 amino acids. Lineage: Eukaryota; Fungi; Ascomycota; Sordariomycetes; Xylariales; Hypoxylaceae.